CGGAGCGCGAUAAGACAAACGAGAGCAGGGAACGCGGAAACAGUAGAAGCGGUUGACGAUAGAGCUGAGGUGCAUUAACCGGCGACUGCGGGAAAGAGCGACACUUACCACAGAAACCGCUUUUGAAAGCCCAGAUUCUGGGUGUAACAGAUUUACUUUUAUUUCAGGUCGUCGGAUUAGAAGCCCGUUUGACUGGAUAAAACAGAACCAGCGAGGAAAUAGGCAGAUUGUUUCUCUCUCUGACUAGAAUUAGUCGGGAUUUGAGAAUGGGGAGCCGAGAGGAGGAGCGGCGAAAACUCGCCGACAUCAUCAACCACUGGAACGCCAACCGGCUCGACCUGUUCGAGAUCAGCCAACCGACUGAGGAUUUGGAAUUCCAUGGCGUGAUGCGCUUUUACUUCCAGGACCGUGUGGCGGGGAACUUCGCCACAAAGUGUAUCCGAGUGUCCAGCACGGCCACCACACAGGAUGUGAUCGAGACGCUGGCAGAGAAGUUCAGACCUGACAUGAGGAUGCUGUCUUCUCCUAAAUACUCCCUCUAUGAGGUCCAUGUCAGUGGCGAAGAGAGGAAACUGGACUUGGACGAGAAACCACUGGUCGUGCAGCUGAACUGGAACAAAGAUGACAGAGAGGGCCGCUUCGUGCUCAAGAACGAGAACGACAUCAUGCCCAAGAGAGCACUGACAAAUGGCCCUGAGAAGGAGAAGGAGGGGGUGAUCCAAAACUUCAAAAGAACACUGUCCAAGAAGGAGAAGAAGAAAGAGAAGAAGAGGGAGAAGGAAGCCUUUUCCAGAAUUCCAGAUGGAGAUGAUCUCACACUGAACCGCGAGGAUGGAGAGAACUCCAGGUUGGCUGCUGAGGUAUAUAAAGACAUGCCAGAGACUAGUUUCACAAGGACCAUUUCUAACCCCGAGGUGGUGAUGAAAAGGAGACGACAACAGAAGCUGGAGAAGAGGAUGCAGGAAUUCCGCAGCGGAGAUGGUCGGCCGGACUCAGGAGGGACUCUGAGGAUCUACGCUGAUAGUCUGAAGCCCAACAUUCCCUACAAGACCAUCCUGCUCUCAACUACUGAUAUGGCUGACUUUGCUGUAGCCGAGGCCUUGGAGAAAUACGGUCUUGAGAAGGAAAACCCUAAAGAUUACUGUAUCGCCCAGGUGAUUCAUGUAAAUGAUAAACCAGUGAAGGAGACCAUCCUAGAUGAUACAGAUUGCCCUCUGCAGAUCCUCAGAGACUGGACCAGUGAUAAAGAGGCCUUAGUAUUCCAGCUGAAAAAGCGUCCUCCAGACUACGUUCCAAGGAAAGGACGUAAGCCUGACACCAGGAUGGGGCAGCAUGGAUCCAUUCCUCCUGAGAAACUGCCCUACCUGGUUGAACUGAGCCCAGGGCGAGGGAGUCACUAUGCCUACUACUACCGCCAUCAUGAAGAUGGGUCAGACUCCAGGGAUAAACCCAAACUCUACCGACUACAGCACAGCCUCACUGAGGUCGGAUCUGAACGGAGUGAAGAUGGAAGCAUCCAGCUAUUUGGGCCUGGGAUUUUGCCUCACCACUGUGACCUGAUGCACGCGGACGGAUUGGUGACUGUGACCCCUGUCAGUUUGGACGCUGAGACGUUUGUGGAUGGACAGCGGAUCUCUGACACAACGGUUCUGCGCAGCGGCGUGACCGUCCAGUUCGGGGCCACUCACGUCUUCAAAUUUGUAGACCCCAGCUAUGACCACAGCAUGUCCAAGAGAGACCCAGGGCCCAUGAUGAAGGGUAGACACAAAUCAGGAAGUGUCCCAGAGACGACCUUUGACCUUCACGGGGACGUUCAUAGUGGCUCUGCUCUCCCUACAAGCAAGAGCUCAGGGAAGCUGGAGAUGGAACGUUCAGGAAACAACAGUGAAAGAGGCCUGGUGAAGCCCAUGAUCAGAGGAGAACAGCAGGACUUUAGCAAACAGGACGGAAGGUCCCAGGAUGGCCCAGAGCUCACUCUGCCAGCCAGCAUCGAGUUCAGGGAAAACUCUGAAGAUGCCUUCCUGUCUGCCAUCAUUAACUACACCAACAGCUCAACGGUGCACUUCAAGCUGUCUCCCACCUACGUUCUGUACAUGACCUGCCGUUAUGUCAUGUCCAGCCAAUACCGGCCCGACAUUAGCCCCUCCGAGCGCACGCACAAGGUCAUCGCCAUUGUCAAUAAGAUGGUGAGCAUGAUGGAAGGAGUUAUCCAGGAGAUUGCUGAAGGUGAUCAGAAGCAGAAGAACAUCGCCGGGGCUCUGGCCUUCUGGAUGGCUAACGCCUCUGAGCUGCUGAACUUCAUCAAGCAGGACAAGGAUCUGAGUCGCAUCACGCUAGACGCACAGGAUGUCCUCGCUCAUCUGGUUCAGAUGGCUUUCAAGUACUUGGUGCAUUGCCUGCAGUCAGAUCUGAAUAACUACAUGCCAGCUUUCCUGGAAGAUCCCGAUGAACAGAACCCACAGAGGCCCAAGAUAGACGACGUUCUGCACACUCUGACGGGCGCCAUGUCCCUUCUGCGGCGGUGCCGAGUCAACGCGGCCCUCACCAUCCAGCUGUUCUCGCAGCUCUUUCACUUCAUCAAUAUGUGGCUCUUUAACAAGCUGGUGACGGAGGCCGACUCGGGCCUGUGCUCACACUACUGGGGUGCCAUCCUACGACAGCAGCUCAGCCAUAUUGAGGCAUGGGCUGAAAAACAGGGAUUGGAGCUGGCUGCAGACUGUCACCUCAGCCGCAUAGUCCAGGCAACGACCCUCCUCACCAUGGACAAGUACUCCAUGCAAGACGUGCAGAACAUAAACAACACCUGCUUCAAGCUCAACUCUUUGCAGCUCAACGCUCUGCUGAGUAACUACCACUGCGCUCCCGAUGAACCCUACAUUCCUCCUGAGCUGAUCGAUCACGUGGUGGCUGUGGCCGAGAACACGGCGGACGAACUGGCCCGAAGCGAUGGGCGGGAAGUACAGCUGGAAGAGGACCCUGACCUCCAGCUGCCUUUCCUACUGCCCGAGGACGGCUACUCGUGCGAUGUGGUGCGGAACAUACCCAACGGAUUCCAAGAGUUCCUAGAGCCGCUUUGCCAGAGAGGUUUCUGUAGAUUGAUCCCUCAUCCACGCUCUCCGGGAACUUGGACCAUCUAUUUCGAAGGAGCCGAUUGCGACAGUCAUUUCUCAGCUGACACAUCAGAACUGCCAAUGCGGAAGGAACCGGAAAUUGUGACCGUGACUUUGAAGAAACACAAUGGGAUGGGCCUUAGUAUUGUGGCAGCCAAGGGUGCCGGACAGGACAAACUUGGUAUUUACAUCAAGUCUGUUGUCAAAGGAGGUGCGGCAGACAUGGAUGGGCGUCUGGCUGCUGGAGAUCAGUUGCUCAGCGUGGAUGGACGAAGUUUGGUCGGUCUCUCGCAGGAGAGGGCGGCAGAAUUGAUGACACGAACAGGCUCGGUUGUAACGCUCGAGGUGGCCAAACAGGGAGCCAUUUACCAUGGGCUGGCCACGCUCCUCAACCAGCCGUCCCCCAUGAUGCCCCGCGCAUCAGACCGUGGACGUGGAGACAAGGGAAAGUUGAGACCAAAGAGUGAGGGCUUUGAGCUCUACAACAACUCUGUGCAGAAUGGCUCUCCUGAGAGCCCCCAGGGCACGUGGGACACCUAUCCUGAACCAAAGAAGGAGGACAGGUUGUUGAAGAAUCGUGCAGACCACCGCUCCAGCCCAAAUGUGGCUAACCAGGCUCAGAGUCCAGGUGGGAAGCCUGUUUACCCUGGAGCCCCAGGAAAGAUCACGUCAGUCUCAACGGGAAACCUCUGCCCUGAUGAGGAGCCUUCUCCACCCCGUCCAGAGGCGUAUCCGAUCCCCACUCAAACGUACCCAAGGGAGUACUUCACCUUCCCAGCCUCCAAAUCUCAGGACAGGAUGGGCCCUGGCCAGCCCUGGCAAAACAACGAACCGGAGCUUCUCCCCCCUAUGGAUAACCACUCUAACAACAGCAUGGCUAUGCAGCGGGUGGCGCGCUCUCAGGAGGAGCUGUGUGACAUGCCGGGCGGGUACCCAGGUGAACGUCUGCGCCAGGAAGACCUGAUGCACCUGCAGCAGCAGCAGCGUGAGGCUGAGUACCAGCGAGGUGGUGGCGAGCACUGGAACCACCAGACGUCCUCCUCGGUGGAGUCCAGCACCUCCAGCCAAGAGCACCUCAACUUUUCGUCGUCCUCCGGCUCUAGGUCCCAGGGCAACCACAAGAGUGGUCCUGGCCGCUGGAAAACCCCGAUAGCACCCCACUCUGGCCCAGUGGGUGUCUCCCAACCUUCCCGCUCUGACCUUCCCCCUCCUCCCCCUCCUCCACCUGCACACUAUGACUAUGAGCCACAACCAGACAUGCCGCUCCCUCCACCGCCAUCUGUUUCACAGCAACAGGCGGUGGCCGCGGCCGAUCGCAAGAAGCGCGAAGAGCAACAGCGCUGGUAUGAGAAGGAAAAGGCCCGGCUCGAAGAGGAGCGAGAGAGGAAGAGAAGAGACCAGGAAAGGAAGUUGGUGCAGAUUCGCAACCCUGCCGUCCCCGGCCCCGGCCCCGUCAUGCACAACAGCCAGCACGGCCCACUGCCGCCCGCUCCUCAGCACCAACAGAUGCCCCAUCCACAGCCCCCCAUGCCAGUGCAGGUACCCCAACCGUACCUUCCCCCAGUCCAGCCGCCCCAACCGCCGCCUCCACAACCAACUCGGCCCGAUAAACUAUCCAGCCUUCCCCGCCAACCACCACAGGACACGGUAAUCCGUGACCUCUUGCCUCAGCAGCAGCCUCGCACCAUCGAGAGACGCGACCUGCAAUACAUCACCAUCAGCAAAGAGGAACUGUCCGCCAGUGACAGCCUGUCGCCCGACCCCUGGAAGAGGGACGCCCGCGAGAAACUAGAGAAACAGCAGCAGCUUCACAUCGUGGACCUCCUGGACAAGGAGAUCCAGGAGCUUCAGUCCAAGCCUGAGCGCACGGCCGAGGAGAACGACCGUCUGCGCAAACUCAUGUUGGAAUGGCAGUUUCAGAAGAGACUGCAGGAGUCCAAGCAGAACGAGGAGGAUGAGGAGGAGGAGGAUGACGAAGAUGUAGACACCACGCUAAUUAUGCAGAGACUGGAGGCAGAGAAGAGAGCACGGCAGACUGCUGUUCCAGCAAUCUCUGUACUAGACUUGCUACAGGACGAGGAGCGACGACGGAAACAGCAGUUGGAGGAAAUCCGUAAGCGUGAGGCAGAAGAGCGAGUCAAACAGGAGGAGGAGAGACGCUGGAGAGAGGAGGAGAGAGCCAGACGAGAGACAGAGGAGAAGAGGAGACAGGAGGAAGAGUACUACACCCGCCUGGAGGCAGAGCGGCGCCGGCAGCACGAGGAAGCCGAGCGUAAGCUGCUAACGCCAGACGAGCCUGGUCUGUACAGACCCCCCCUUCCCCGGGACUACCAGCCCCCUUCACCCGCAAGCACCCCCACCACUAACAACAACAGUGCCCCUCCGCCCCCGCCUCAGAGAAACACCUCCUACCUCAAAACCCAGGUCGCCUCCCCCGACACCAUAUACACUGCCAAGUUUGUCUCGUACAAUGAUGAGGAGGAGGAGGAGGAGGAUGAGGAGGAUGCAGGCCUAACAGGUCAGGUUAAGCUCUCGGCCACCCGGAAGUCCUACGGUGACCUUCCGCCCGCCCCAAAGCCCCAGCCGCCGCCAACCGCGCGCAAGCCCCGUCCCGUCUCAGAUGGCAUCUUUCUGUCCAACUCAUUCCAGCUGCCCGCAGCGGCCAAUGCCAACAGUACUGCUCUCAAGGCAGGGCAGCCCCCUCUCCUUCCCAACAAACCCAGCUUCAUCCCAUCAGCCAACUCGAAAGGAUUUAAUUCGUACACUGGAAACACAACAGGACUAGGAUCAGGAGAAGUUUACAAGGACCCGCGAGAGAAGUGGACGAAAGGCGGCCCUGAUCAGGAGAACACAAUAGGCGGAGCUCCAGAAAAUCUGACAUUUAAGGAGCGCCAGAGACUCUUCUCACAGGGAAAAGAAGUGUCGAAUAAAGUGAAAGCGUCCCGGAAGCUCAUGGAACUGGAGAACGAACUGAACAUAAAGCAGUAGCGAAGAGGACUAAUUGCCAAUACGUAAUCCAUCCCUGGAAAAAAAAAAUACACAAAACACAUCCAGCUAUGGCUUCCCUGUCAUUUCCAAACAUUCUUUUUGGGUUUUAUUGAAUAACUGGACAAUUAAGUAUCAUUUAGCUGCAAUAAGAGAAGAUAUUCCAUAAAUUCCCUUGAAAGAUAUAUUAUAAUAAAGCACUGUAAAUUGUUUUAAUUAUAUUAAUAAGAAAAUUGAAAUGACAUGAAGGGGGUAUAUUUUUGUUUGUGAAAUGUUAUUGAAAAAUGACGCAUUUGCUCAUUUUAUUUUUUUUAAUAGGCAGUAAUGUGGGAUAUUUUAUGGUGUUAUUUUAUUCUCUUUCUACAUCUUUCCACUAUUUCUUUUUUCUUUUGAAAGCAAGUGCCGAUAUAAUAGACCAAUGUUAACAGCUCUCAGUACAGAACAGGGUUCGUGUCGGUCCCGGUGUAUUAUUCAACAGCUCAACAGUAGCGUGUGAAUGAAACUUAUAUAGGAGGCUCACGUUUAUCUUGUCGCACUGUUUAUUUUGAUUUUUUUUUCCGGCUGGUUCUUCCACGUUCAUGGAUACACAGGCACUUUUCCGCCAUGUCUCGUGUCUGCAUUAAAAUUAUUUUGCUCAGAAACGAGCUUUCGUAACCUUGUUAGCAACAUUUGUGAAAUUGAGUUUUUCCUUUGAGAAUGUAGUCGUUUUUUUUCUUGAAUAUUUUUA
Messenger RNA from Ctenopharyngodon idella (grass carp), 6822 nucleotides. It is a transcript of the gene afdna, whose product is annotated as afadin, adherens junction formation factor a. NCBI's taxonomy places the organism in Eukaryota, Metazoa, Chordata, Actinopteri, Cypriniformes, Xenocyprididae. Gene Ontology annotation, cellular component: adherens junction. Gene Ontology annotation, biological process: signal transduction; regulation of protein localization. Gene Ontology annotation, molecular function: cell adhesion molecule binding. Bases 267 to 6098 code for a protein of 1943 amino acids. The record is from RefSeq and is a predicted model, not a curated record. The transcript is spliced from 35 exons.